Molecule: messenger RNA, 1140 nt
Organism: Clupea harengus (Atlantic herring)
Lineage: Eukaryota; Metazoa; Chordata; Actinopteri; Clupeiformes; Clupeidae
Product: GTPase IMAP family member 9-like
Exons: 4
Coding region: 205-1140 (311 amino acids)
Source: RefSeq, a predicted model, not a curated record
CACUCUCAUCCGUCUUUAUUCGCCGUGAAUCCACCUAAUGUGUCAUUAGAGGUGAACCACGGAGCGUGUGGGUGUCUAACCAUGUAUGUUUGAGCUUUAUUGGAGGAGGAAACUAAUCUUGAGAAACCGCCGGUUUUUCGGAGAUUGGAAAUCGCUUGAAAAACGCUUCUGAGUGAGAGCUGGACACUGGAACUGCUGGACAAGAUGGAGGCUACGAUGGACAAGAGUAGAACUCAGCCACCAAAGGACGGAACACGGAGAAAAAGCAUUUCUCCACCUCCCUACAUGUCUCCUCUAAGGGUCGUGCUGCUGGGGAAAACUGGUUCUGGAAAGAGUGCCUCAGCAAACACCAUCCUGGGGAGAAACGCUUUUAAAGAGGACUUCUCACCUGAAUCUGUGACUGAAACAUGCAGUAAUCAGCAUAUUCUAGUGAAUGGUAGAGAAAUUACAGUGAUUGAUACACCAGGAUUGUUUCAUACAGAAAAGCCUACAGAAGAGUUCAAAUGUGAGAUGGAGAAGUGUGUUGAGAUGUCUCUCCCUGGGCCUCAUGCCUUCCUGCUGGUGAUCAGAUUAGAUGUGAGGUUCACAGAGGAGGAGAAGAAUGCUGUGAAGUGGAUCCAGGAGAACUUUGGUGAGGGGGCACUGAAGUACACUAUAGUGCUCCUCACUCAUGGUGAUGUGCUGGAGGGGACACCAGUGAAGGAUGUUCUGUGCAGAAGUGCUGCUCUCUCAUCACUUACUAGACAUUGUGGGGGUAGAUAUCACGUCUUCAACAAUAAGAGUGAAGGCAGGACUCAGGUCAGAGAGCUAAAGGAGAAAAUUGAGGUCAUGGUGAAGGAGAAUGGGGGAGCAUGCUACACCAAUGAGAUGUACAAGGAGGUGCAGAGAAGAAUAAGAGAAAAGGAGGAGAGACAGAAAGCAAAAAUAAAAAAGGCAGAGAUGGAGUUAAAAGAGGAGUGGGGAGAGGCAGAGAGGAAGAGAUUUGAAGCAGACAUUAAAGCCACAGAAGAAAAGAGGCGGAGAUUCGAAGCAGAUAUGAAGGCCGCGGAAGAAAGGAGGCAGAGAUUCAUAACAGAGAAGGUACUACUUUGCUCUCAUGGUUCACGUCCUGAAUGGCAUGUACACACCCGUAUGAUUUGA